Molecule: messenger RNA, 1095 nt
Organism: Racocetra persica
Lineage: Eukaryota; Fungi; Glomeromycota; Glomeromycetes; Diversisporales; Gigasporaceae
Source: the annotation of a GenBank genome assembly
AUGGUACAUUUAUGGCUUCGUGCAGAAACCAAGCCGAAAGAACAUCGAGCAGCUCUGACUCCUUCUUCUUGUAGAGUUUUAAUUCAAAAUGGUAACGAGAUUAAAUUUUCCAUAAUUAUAAUUUACUCACGCGAUGAAGAAUAUGAGCGAGAAGGAUGUACUUUAGUCCCUUUUGGAACUUGGAAAACUGCACCUUCUGAUGCUUACAUUACUGGUCUUAAAGAACUUCCAGAGUAUGAUAAUUCGCCACUCUCACAUUCUCAUAUCUUUUUUGCACAUUGUUACAAGAACCAGAGUGGCUGGCAAGAUAUCAUUAGAAGGUUUGUGCAAGGCAAUGGCAUUCUUCUUGAUCUAGAAUUUUUAACGGAUGAGAGAGGUCGGCGUGUAGCUGCAUUUGGUUAUCAUGCGGGAUUCGCCGGUUCUGCUUUAGGCCUUGAUGUUUGGGCUCAACAACAAAUUCACCCUGGACAAAAGUAUCCAUCGGUUGAGCAUUUUCCUAAUGAGAAUGAUUUGAUCACUUAUGUAAAAGAUCGAUUGAAUAAAGCAAUCAGCAUUAAAGGAUACACACCACGUAUCAUGGUCGUGGGUGCUCUUGGUAGAUGUGGUAAGGGAGCAGCAGAAUUUGCACGCAAAGUCGAUAUUCCUGAAGAAAAUAUUAUUAAAUGGGAUCUUGAAGAAACAAAAAAAGGAGGUCCAUUUCCGGAAAUUCUUGAAGCAGACAUUUUUGUAAAUUGUAUUUAUCUUAGUCAAAAAAUACCACCAUUUCUCACUAAAGAAAUGUUGGAUUCACCAAGAAAACUUUCUGUGAUCGUUGAUGUAAGCUGCGAUAAUACCAAUCCUAACAAUCCGAUCCCAGUUUAUACCGGUAAUACUUCUUUUGGUAAUCCGACCAUUGCGGUGGAAACUAAAAAUACACAUCCUCUAGAUGUUAUUUCAAUUGACCAUCUACCAACUUUAUUGCCUAGAGAAAGUAGCGAACAGUUUACAACAGAUUUACUUCCUACUUUACUUGAGCUAACUAACCGUGAUACUGCUAAAGUAUGGGUUGAUGUUGAGAAGAUAUUUAGGCAAAAAGCUUCUUUAAUAGACUCCUAA